AUGCAACAAAAUAUCCGAAUCCAAAAAAAUCAAUACGACACGGCCACUCAUCCGACUGCUUCUUCUACCACUUGGAAAUAUGUCACUUAUGACGAAACAAGCGAAACUUUCGGAAUGAGCGAGCAGGUCGCCGACCCCUGCAACCACUGUCCGAAGCCACGCAAUUAUAAUUCGGAAUGCAAAGACGAAGACGUGGAGAAGCAUUUCGAGAAGGUCAUGCCAUGUGUACAUACUUAUACCAUUAUUUAUGGAAACGUACACCACCUACCUAACCAUCCCAUUAUUCGAAAUUUGCGACACAACCACUACUGA
Messenger RNA from Caenorhabditis elegans, 312 nucleotides. RefSeq lists its product as uncharacterized. Bases 1 to 312 code for a protein of 103 amino acids. The record is from RefSeq and is marked reviewed. NCBI's taxonomy places the organism in Eukaryota, Metazoa, Nematoda, Chromadorea, Rhabditida, Rhabditidae. The transcript has a single exon.